Molecule: messenger RNA, 538 nt
Organism: Helicoverpa zea (corn earworm)
Lineage: Eukaryota; Metazoa; Arthropoda; Insecta; Lepidoptera; Noctuidae
Exons: 4
Coding region: 147-473 (108 amino acids)
Source: RefSeq, a predicted model, not a curated record
CCGUGCGCUUAAACAGUAUAGGUGGCACCAUCAAAACCCACAAACAGUGGACCAAGUAUUGGACUGACAAAAAAAGCGCCAUUAAAAAAAAAGUUGCAGCACGCUCUGCUGCUAGGCGUAGGACUGGUGGUGGGGUGGAGGACGAAAUGAUGCUAACUGAGGUUGAAGAAAGGAUUGUUGCUUUGUGUGGUGGUGAAAGCUUUUCCACAGGAGAUGCACAUUUAGGCAUUCAGCCGUUUCCGGUAAGAAAUUCAGAAAUGCAAUUGGAAAAUGAUACGCCGUCUCCAUCACCCGAAGCACAACCUAUAUACAAUACUAAUGAUGACAACAUUAAUGUACCACAACAACAGCAGAGUCAGGCACGGCCUACUGAGGAAUCAGCAGCUAUUGUAUUUUAUGUAAGCUAUUUUGUACUAAAUAUGUCUGUAUAUGAUGUGUCUAGAUUAUAUUCUAUUAGUAUCUAUAAAUAUUGAAAUUCAUUUUAUUAUUACCAAUAUAAUUGAAAUAGUAAUUCAUCCUUGUAAUAACCCUAAUAAUA